Messenger RNA from Aureobasidium vineae, 324 nucleotides. Lineage: Eukaryota; Fungi; Ascomycota; Dothideomycetes; Dothideales; Saccotheciaceae. The record is from the annotation of a GenBank genome assembly.
AUGCCCGCCUUCUUCUCGAAAACACCUACAUCUCUACUCUCUUCUCUCAGACACAGCUCCUCUACAACAUCCACCGCUCAUCUCACUCACACGACUCGACUCAACAUGCCUUCAAUCAACGUCUCUCUCAAGGAUGGUGCCGAUGCAUCUCAGCUUGAUGCUGNCCAAGAAGCAGGUCACCGACCAGGGCGGCAAGAUCACUACCGAGUUCAAGCUGAUCAAGGGCUUCACGUACCGNCCGAGUUCCCCGAGGACAAGGCCCACACCCUCUCGUCCAACGACCACAUCAACGUUGAGAACGACGGCGAAGUCAGAACCCAGUAG